GUUGUCGAAUAAACGUAUGAAAUGUUGGUUUUGGUGAAAUUUUUUCGCUAUACGGAAGUCGUGCUACAUACGAGCCUGCUUAGAUCCACGCUAUUUGGGAUGUAGUUGUAAGAAAGUUGCUCGACAACUGGUUCUAUAGAAAAAUGGUAACUUAUCUCCGGAAGGUACUCACCCAGAGAGUGCCUAUUCUUCAAUGGGGCCGAACAUACAAUUCUCAUAAAUUUGUCUGUGAUAUUAUAGCUGGAAUAACUGUUGGUUUGACUGUGAUGCCCCAAGCUUUGGCUUAUGCCACUUUAGCUGGAUUGGAACCUCAGUAUGGAUUAUACUCAGCCUUUGUAGGAUGUUUUGUUUAUGCAAUAUUUGGCACUUGUAAAGACAUCACUAUUGGACCAACAGCUCUAAUGUCCCUGAUGACGUAUCAACAAGUUAUGGGAAGAAAUAGUGAUUACGCCAUACUCCUAUGUUUUUUGUCAGGAAUAAUACAAUUGCUAAUGGCUAUAUUACAUUUAGGUGUUUUAAUAGACUUCAUCUCAAUACCAGUUACAGUAGGUUUUACUUCCGCAACUUCUGUCAUUAUUGCAACUUCUCAACUGAAGAGUCUUCUGGGAUUGAAGAUUUCCUCCUCUGGUUUCUUGGAUACCAUCACCAAAGUGUUGCAGAAUUUGGAUAAAACAAGAUAUACAGACUGCAUUCUAGGAUUCUCCUGUAUUUUGAUUUUGAUGUUAUUGAGGAAAUUGAAAAACUUCAAAGUCCACUCAGAAGAUCAGAAACCAACUGCUCGACAAAGACAUUGGAAUCGUUUCUUCUGGUUGAUUGGCACAUCCAGAAAUGCUCUUGUUGUCAUUCUGUGCUCGACUAUUGCAUACGCAUACGAAACCAGUGGAGUAAACUCUCCAUUUUUGCUAACAGGAAAAGUUAGACCUGGUCUCCCGAAUUUUCAACUGCCACCUUUCCAGACAGUUCUCAACAACCAGACAAUUACCUUUCCUGAUAUGAUAUCAGACCUUGGCACUUCUGUUGUUCUUGUUCCUGUAAUUGCUGUUUUAGGAAAUGUUGCUAUAGCUAAAGCUUUUGCAAGUGGCUCAAUAAUUGAUGCAACUCAAGAGUUGAUGACUUUGUCCAUGUGCAACGUUAUUGGUUCUUUCUUCUCUUCAAUGCCAAUCACAGGUUCAUUUUCCAGAUCAGCUGUUAACCAUGCAAGUGGUGUUCAAACACCAGCAGGUGGUGUCUUCACUUCCAUUCUAGUACUUCUGGCUCUUGGUUUCUUGACACCUUAUUUCUCCUACAUUCCAAAAGCUUCACUUGGUGCUGUUAUCGUCAGUGCAGUUAUAUUCAUGAUUGAGUAUGAGGUAGUGAAACCCAUGUGGCGUUCGAGUAAGAAAGACUUGGUAUCAACAUUCGCCACGUUCUUUUUCUGUCUGAUUGUUGGAGUGGAAUAUGGAAUUUUGGUUGGAGUAGCCAUAAAUAUUGUUUUCUUAUUGUAUCCCUCAGUGCGGCCAACAGUUCAUGUUGAAACGAAAACGACGAAUUAUGGAUUGGAAUAUCUCAUGAUAACUCCUGGAAACAGUCUCUAUUUCCCGGCUGUGGAUUUCAUUAAGACAAGUGUUGGAAAAGCAGGAGUUUCUUCCAGACACCUUCCAGUGGUGAUAGAUUGUCGGUUUAUACUCGGUGCUGAUUUUACGGCUGCUAAAGGAAUAUCUGCUCUAAUUGACGAAUUCUCUAUUAGAAAACAACCACUAUAUUUCUUCAAUACUCGUGAGGAUGUUGUUACAGUAUUCCAGGGGGUAUUAGAAGAGGAUUUCAAGUAUUUUAAGACUAUGGAACAACUAGAACACUCUUUGAAAGAGAAUUCAGUUGAUGACCAUAUCAAUGAAGAAGGAAAAUUACUGUAUGACUCAGAGACCGAGUAUUGUAGAAAUAUCUGGCGAAAGUCUUCAGUUGAAUUGAAGGAAAUAUGCAAUGGAGAAGGGCAUAACCUCAAUCAUAGGCAGAGUAGUUUGCAACGAUGAAUAGAUAGAACCCAAUGAAACCAAUUUUCAAAAAAAAAGCCAAAACGUAAAAUGUAGAGCUUGAGGUUAUUGAAAUGUUAACUAUACUAUUAACCAGAUGUUAAUUGUUUCUUACUCAUUACUUUUUUAUUUAAUUUUUCCGCCUUCUUGUUGUAGUCCAAUUUUUUUUAUUCUUGAAUUGCAGACAUUACGAUGUUCGAAGAAAUUGUUCAUCAUAUUUAUACAAGUUUUGAAGUAUUAUUUAUUCUUAUUCAGAAAUGCUUAUGAUACGAUUCUCAGAGAUAUUAGUAUCAAAAGAUAAUUUUUUAAAUUGUUUCAAUUAUUCUUUGUAAUGUGCGAAAGCUUUGCGUUAAUGUUAUAGAUUCAACUAAUUCGGUAUUUGCUCUCUACUAAUUUAUAUAGUUGUUUCUAUACUAGUAUGUUGGGUAAAAACUGUUAUUCUUAUGUAACAUAAAGAUAUUUACCUGAACUGUAUCAUUCCCUAUUGUCGAGUGGAUAUAUUUAUUAUAUUUUUGUAUUCUAUGUGCGAAACUAUUUUUUAUUUAUGAAUAAAUCGUAGAAAAUAAA
Molecule: messenger RNA, 2576 nt
Organism: Harmonia axyridis
Lineage: Eukaryota; Metazoa; Arthropoda; Insecta; Coleoptera; Coccinellidae
Product: sodium-independent sulfate anion transporter-like
Exons: 10
Coding region: 144-2009 (621 amino acids)
Biological process (GO): transmembrane transport
Cellular component (GO): membrane
Molecular function (GO): sulfate transmembrane transporter activity
Source: RefSeq, a predicted model, not a curated record